AUCAAUAUAUUUCUACUUAUGUCUCAUUUAUUUAUAAUCUCUUUACAAUUCAUCCUGUCUUAUUUUUGAUUUGAUUACAAUUUCUCUUGAUUUAUCUCUAAAAAUUAAUAUCAAUAUAACGAUCCUUCUGUUAUUCACAAAUAAACGAGAUUCUUUUUAUAUUACGUAAAACUUUCGAAAUCACGAAAUAUCAUACUAAUUGUUGAUGUAAUCUUAAUAAAAUUGACAAUAAAAUACAGUACAUAAAAGAAGUAAGUAUGAUUCAGUACUUAUACAAAAGAAGGAAAAUAAAUAUACAAAGAAAAGCACUAACGAGCUUACAAGCAUACACAUAUAGUCCAUCUUAGCUUUUUAGUCUGAAUAUAAUAUAUUUAAAAGUUAUGAUAGAUGCAACAAUUCGUCGGUGGUAUCGAUAAAUCGUUUCGUUUGUGAAGUAGGUAAUCUAGCCGUAUUAUUAUGAAGUUAGUAAGAUUUUUGAUGAAACUCAGUCAUGAGACUGUAACGAUAGAAUUAAAAAAUGGCACUCAAGUCACCGGCACAAUUACAGGUGUUGAUGUUGCCAUGAACACACAUCUAAAAACAGUAAAAAUGACAAUAAAGAAUCGUGAACCAAUACAACUGGAAACCCUUAGUUUACGGGGAAACAAUAUAAGAUACUAUAUUUUGCCUGAUUCAUUACCAUUAGAAACAUUACUAAUUGAUGAUACACCAAAGGCUAAAGCUAAGAAGAGAGGUGCUGCCCGUGGUAGAGGACGCGGCGCCAGGGGCGGUAGAGGUGGCAGAGGUGAACGAGGGAGAGGCAGGCGAUAGUGACAUUCAACA
This is a messenger RNA of Acromyrmex echinatior (Panamanian leafcutter ant), 822 nucleotides long. RefSeq names its product putative small nuclear ribonucleoprotein Sm D1. Gene Ontology annotation, molecular function: RNA binding. Lineage: Eukaryota; Metazoa; Arthropoda; Insecta; Hymenoptera; Formicidae. Gene Ontology annotation, biological process: RNA processing; spliceosomal snRNP assembly. The record is from RefSeq and is a predicted model, not a curated record.